Molecule: messenger RNA, 1140 nt
Organism: Botrytis fragariae
Lineage: Eukaryota; Fungi; Ascomycota; Leotiomycetes; Helotiales; Sclerotiniaceae
Product: putative cell cycle inhibitor nif1 protein
Exons: 11
Coding region: 1-1140 (379 amino acids)
Molecular function (GO): protein binding
Source: RefSeq, a predicted model, not a curated record
AUGCCUCUUCUUGAUUUACUAAAGAAAAAAGAUAGAACCGCAGGAAAUGAUGCGCAUUCUCCACGCGCCGAUCCAGAAGCUGGUCCAGUUUUCACAUUCAUGAGAAGUGAUACAAAUACACAAGAAGUAAUAUCACCACCAACUUUCUCUUCUUCGGAAUCAUCCCUGCAACCCUCGGUGUCAGUGAACAAACCGAAUAAUGAAUCGCGAACCAGUCGAUUGUUUGGAGGACGGCCCAGGAGCAACUCGCGCGAAUCUGGAAACUCGGGCACAUCUGGCGUAUCGAUUUCUUCACAUGUUAGUGAUAGAUCUACGUCGAAAUCAGCGCACAAUAGCAAAAGAAUAUCAGAACGUUUUGGUUUGCGCAAGCAUGAGGUAGGAUCGUCGCAUGUUCCCAGUGAUUUACCGGAGAUUACAGUGGAAGAGGCCGCGAUAGGUGAUAGAGAUGCGGAAGUACAAUGGGAGAAGAGAGCUACAAUAUUGGCACAGCAGAAUGAGAGGUCGAUAAGCAGACCAGGUUCAUCUUGUGGCAGUCCACCAGGUCAUAGGAACAGAAAUUCUGGAGAAAUUUCAAGGGCAACAAGUCCGGGAAGAAACCCCUCGGGCGUGGUUGCUACCAGAAAUGUGGAUGAUGAUCUCCAGGAAGCUAUUCGACUUCAUGAGGAAGGGCACUUGGAAGAAGCAACAAAGCUAUUUGAAAGAUUGGCAGACCCUCAUGGUGCCAAUAAUGCUCUUUCUCAGGUCUUAUAUGGUCUUGCUCUCAGACAUGGCUGGGGAUGUCAAGCCAGUCCAGCCGAAGCCGUCACGUACCUUUCGGCAGCAGCAUCAAAUGCAGCAGCAAUCGAGGAGCUUGCGCUGCAAUCCGGAAAAAUGAAAGGGGGAGCUGCCAAGGGGGAGCUUGUCAUUGCGAUUUAUGAGCUAGCAAACUGCUUCAGAAAUGGCUGGGGGGUCAAAAAAGAUCCAACAGCAGCUCAGAAAUACUACCAAACUGCUGCAGAACUUGGAGAUACAGAUAGUAUGAAUGAGGUUGCACGAUGCUACUUAGAAGGAUUUGGCUGUAAAAAAGAUAAAUACCGAGCAGCGUACUAUCUUCGCAAGGCCGAAAAUGCGGGUGUAAAAACACUGGGCAAUUCUUGGUGA